CAGUGGGGAGGUGAGAAAACCGCACGAGCUGUUCACCUGCUAAAACACCACGCCGGGAAAAACAAAAGUUCAAAAUAGGAAAUAUGAAAACUGUCAUCUGACACCGUCAUAAUCCAGUGCAUCAUUGUGUUCGUUGGGCACCUGGUAAAUGAUUGAUUCAGAAGAUCUUUUAUCUUCUCCUCAGUAAGAGCACAAUGCUGACUCUUCCCUUUGAGGAUCCCAUCAUAAUGGACACUCAAUUCGGGGCAAACUUUCCAAGGGACUGCGUGGGAGACUUGAAGGGCAAUAAACAAGAGCCCUUUGAGAAGGAGGAGACUCUGUCCCAUGUGAUGGACGAUGAUGAUUCGGAGAAGGAUGAAGAUGAACGGGAGGACGGACAAGACGAGAACGGUCUGCCUCGGAGGAGAGGGCCUCGGAAAAAGAAAAUGACCAAAGCUCGGGUUGACCGGGUCAAGGUGAGGCGCCAGGAGGCCAACGCAAGAGAGAGGAACCGAAUGCAUGGUCUGAACAAUGCCUUGGACAGCCUGCGCAAGGUGGUACCGUGCUACUCCAAAACUCAGAAACUAUCCAAAAUCGAAACCCUGCGGCUGGCCAAAAACUACAUCUGGGCGCUCUCUGAGAUCCUGAGCACUGGGAAGAGGCCUGAUCUCUUGACCUUCGUUCAGACCCUGUGCAAAGGGCUUUCUCAGCCCACCACAAAUCUAGUGGCCGGAUGCCUGCAGCUGAAUGCAAGGAACUUCAUCCCGGAUCAGAUCAGCGGUGAGGCAUCUUUCUCCGGUAGGUCACCUUACGAAUCAGUGUACUCAACCUACCACAGUCCCAGUGUGGUGACGCCUUCUGGACCCUCCGUUGAUGCCGUCAAACCCUUCAGGUCGUUCAACUACUGCAGCUCCUAUGAGUCUUUCUACGAAAGCGUGUCGCCGGAAUGCGGAAGCCCUCAGUUUGAGGGUCCCUUAAGCCCUCCUAUGAACUUUAACGGGAUCUUUUCGCUCAAGCACGAAGAGCCGGUUGAGUACGGCAAGAGCUGCCACUACGGCACGCGCUACUGUGCGGUUCCGCCGCGCUCCUCCAUCGGCCAGAGCGCGCGGGGCUCGUCGGAUCUCCAUUUCCCAUAUGACAUUCACCUCCGCGGGCAGUUUUACCCCGUGCAAGACGAAUUAAACACUUUUCAUAAUUAACGAGAUGAGAGAGAAAGUCAUAUGUGAGUGAAAAUGCAGGACGUUCAAUCGCACAUGUAUUAUUUAUUAUAAAAAGCGCCCGUUUCUGAUUCUGGGUUUGGUCCAUCGGAUGUUUUAUUAUUUAUCAUUUUUAAUUAAAUGGAAAAUGUGCUUACGGUGUUUCUAAACGAACUGUUUUUAUUGAACUUAAAAUUGUUGUCGUGUUUUUAUGGGGAAAAAACAAUCCCCCUCAGAACUAUAGUGUGUUUUAUAAUUUAUUUUAUUUUAUUUUGUCAGCAUUUAUUGAUCUUACAAACACAAUCUGUAAAUAAGAACUAUUAGACUAAAAGGCGAAAUUUAAUUAUGAGGAUGAGGUCGUUCAAAUAUUUGCGAUGAAAAUUUAGGA
Danio aesculapii is the source of this 1563-nucleotide messenger RNA. It is a transcript of the gene neurod6a, whose product is annotated as neuronal differentiation 6a. Gene Ontology annotation, biological process: regulation of DNA-templated transcription; nervous system development. NCBI's taxonomy places the organism in Eukaryota, Metazoa, Chordata, Actinopteri, Cypriniformes, Danionidae. Bases 195 to 1178 code for a protein of 327 amino acids. The record is from RefSeq and is a predicted model, not a curated record. The transcript has 2 exons. Gene Ontology annotation, molecular function: protein dimerization activity.